AUGGAGACAAACAAGCAGAAGGACUUUCAGGACUCUGAGCAUGUUGAGCUCAGCCAAGAUAUCUUCUGGACGGAGGAGGAGGAGAAGAAGCUUGUUCGCAAAAUAGACCUGUGUCUACUGCCGAAUAUCUGGAUCAUGUACCUGCUCUCCUACAUGGACCGUACCAACAUUGGCAAUGCGAAGAUUGCAGGAAUGGCCGACGAUCUCCAGCUCACCUCCUCUCAGUACAGCAUUGCUCUCGUUGUCUUCUUUGUUGGAUACGUCGCCUUCGAACCACCAUCGAACAUGAUACUAGUCCGAACCCGCCCCUCCCUCUAUCUCCCUGCUAUAAUGGCCAUAUGGGGCGCUCUAACAUGCGUCAUGGCCGUUGUCAAAAGCUACCAUCACCUCAUAGUCCUUCGAAUCUUCGUCGGGGUGAUGGAAUCUGGCUUCGCCCCUGGUGUGCUCCUCAUUAUCUCAUCCUGGUACAGACGCAAUGAGCAAUCCAAGCGUUUCGCCGUCUUCAUGUCCGCAGCUAUUCUCUCCGGGGCCUUUGGCAGUCUUAUCGCCGGUGCCAUCACUGGAGGCUUGGAGGGCUCUCGCGGUAUUCGUGGGUGGCGCUGGCUGUUUAUCGUCGAGGGGGCUAUUACGGCUGGGUGGGCAAUCAUCGCCAAAUUCCUGCUUCUUGAUUUCCCAGCUACAUCGAGCCAGCUUAGCGAGAGGGAGAGAGAAAUAGCCGUUGCCAGGUUGCAGGCAGAUACUGUGGUUGUCAGACGUGGCGACGAGAAGAUUGGAACUACGCAGUCUUUCCUGCUGGCUAUUAGAGACUGGCGAACCUGGGGGUUCAUUGUUGGCUAUAUGGUCAUUGUAGGCUCCUCCACCCUGACCUACUUCUAUCCAACACUCGUCGCUGGCCUCGGCUACAGCGACCCUGUUCAAGCCCAAUACAUGACCGUCCCCAUCUACGCCGUAGCUUUCGUUUGUACCGGCAUAACAAGUCUCUUCGCCGAUAAACUCUCCAACACCCGGGGCAUCAUCAUCGCCACCUGGCUCGCCUUCUCAAUGACGAUGUCCAUCGCAGUCUGCACAGUCUACAACUUCCUCACCCGGUAUAUCCUGCUCGUCCUCAUGGCUGCAGGGCUCUGGGCAUCCAACGCCGUCUCGCUGAGCUUUGCGUCCUCGGCAUUUGGGACCAUGGAUGCAGAGGUCCGCGCUGUGGCGCUGGCGCUGGUCAAUGCGCUCGGUAAUCUGGCGCAGAUAUAUGGCGCGUACCUGUUUCCUGAUGAUGAUGCGCCGAAGUAUCUCAUGGGCUUUGGUGUGAUUUCUGGUAUGUUGGGGGUGGGGGUUUGUGUUUAUGCUGUCAUGCAUGUUCUUCUGAGGCGUUAG
Aspergillus versicolor CBS 583.65 is the source of this 1365-nucleotide messenger RNA. RefSeq lists its product as uncharacterized. Gene Ontology annotation, biological process: transmembrane transport. The record is from RefSeq and is a predicted model, not a curated record. Gene Ontology annotation, cellular component: membrane. Lineage: Eukaryota; Fungi; Ascomycota; Eurotiomycetes; Eurotiales; Aspergillaceae. Gene Ontology annotation, molecular function: transmembrane transporter activity. The transcript has 5 exons. The coding region runs from base 1 to 1365 and encodes 454 amino acids.